AAAGCAGAGAGCGAUAAAGGGAGGGGUCAGACGUUUUGAACUUUGAACUCACUCCCUACUUCAGUCUUCUGCUGCUUUGCCGCUCUCUCAGGUAUACAAGGAAGCGAAGAAGAAGAGAAUGGAAGAGGAGUCGUCUUUUCUGGUCCGAUUUUGGUUUUGCUUCUUCGGACACUUCGCUGUCUUGCGUCGCUUGGCCAAUGUAGCUCUAGUUCAAGCGGAUCUGAAAACGCAGGGUUGAUUUCUGUGAAGUUUGUCGAAGCUUUCUGAUCGGGACAAAAUGGAUCAAUACGAGAUACUAGAACAGAUUGGUAAGGGGGCUUUUGGUUCUGCCCUUCUUGUGAGACAUAAACUAGAAAAGAAGAAGUAUGUGCUAAAGAGAAUUCGUCUUGCUCGUCAGACUGAUCGCUGCCGGAGGUCUGCUCACCAAGAGAUGGAGCUCAUUUCGAGAGUACAGAAUCCAUUUAUUGUGGAAUAUAAAGAUUCCUGGGUAGAGAAGGGUUGCUAUGUAUGCAUCAUUAUUGGUUAUUGUGAGGGUGGGGACAUGGCAGAAGCUAUAAAGAAGGCAAAUUGUGUUAACUUCCCUGAGGAGAAACUAUGUAAAUGGCUGACACAACUACUAAUGGCUCUUGACUACUUGCAUUCGAACCAUAUUCUUCAUCGUGAUGUGAAGUGUUCAAACAUAUUUUUGACAAAGGAUCAGGAAAUUCGGUUAGGUGAUUUUGGUCUUGCUAAGAUGUUGACCUCUGAUGAUCUUGCCUCUUCUGUUGUUGGGACUCCUAGCUAUAUGUGCCCUGAACUUCUUGCAGAUAUUCCAUACGGCACCAAGUCUGAUAUUUGGUCGCUAGGAUGUUGCAUAUAUGAAAUGGCAGCCCAUAAGCCAGCAUUCAAAGCAUUUGAUAUGCAAGCAUUGAUCAACAAAAUAAACAAGUCCAUUGUGGCCCCCCUGCCAAGCAUGUAUUCUGGUGCAUUUAGAGGUCUCAUAAAAAGCAUGCUGAGGAAAAGCCCGGAGCACCGUCCAAGCGCUGCUGAUUUGCUUAGACAUCCAGUCCUUCAGGCUCACGUUCUUAAGAUUCAUCUCAAAUAUGGUCCAUUAUCUCGUUCUCUUUCAUGUCACCCCCCUGGACAUGAUGCUGCACGUUCAAGUAACGUGGAUGAUGUCGAGGGUGUAUAUGGCAAAAUUAUAACUGAGCAGAUGUCCCGGUCUGGGGAUCAUAAUCCAGGUACUUAUUCUCAUGUUGAUCAUGCUGUAAAUUCUAAAUUCUGUGACACGGAAGACAAAUACAUUCCACUCGGUCGCGAAGACAAGAGGCUAUCAUUCAGUGAUGAGAAAAUCUUGAAACCUUGUGAUCCUGACAAUACACAAGAUAUUCCAUUUGUUGAGAGGAAAGGUUACGACAAUUCCACCUUUCUGAAGCCUGAGGCGAGUGAGGUAUCCUCAGAUGCCUGCAGUCACGCUGAGGAAGCCAAUACCAGGAGAUCAUUCUAUACAAAGGGAUCACAUGUUGCAGCAACACCUAGAUCUACUCCUCUUAUGCAUUCACAGACACCUUCAAAAGUGUGCUCUACGCCCCAAAGAACGUCAUUAUCCAAGAUUUCGAGAACUGGCUUGAACCGGGAAUUGCUUUCGACUGGAAGAAUUACAGGUGACCAGUCUAAUUGGCCUAGUCGUAGGGCAUCUCUGCCACUGCCUGCAAAGGCAGCUGCACGGACACCAUCUGUUCACAAUGGUGCUGCCACGCCAAGUGUCCGGCAUUCAUAUGUUACUCCACGGGCAUCCGCUGUAACGGCGUCACCUUCUACCAGAAUUGUCAAGACAUGCCAGCCAGUCAAACACAAUAUCAGCCUCCUUCGGCGCAUGGAUUCACCUGAUGUUUCUGUAAAUGCACCUCGGAUUGACAAGAUCGCUGAGUUUCCACUAGGAGCCACCGUAGACUCUUUCUUUACCAUUGAUAAUCCUCAGAAGAACAAAUACACAAAGCCAGCAAGCUCUGCCAUGCAGGGCUCCUCGUCAAACUCCGGUGACCUUUUCUUGACCCACGAAAAGUGGCCGAUCCAGAUACACGAGAGAUCUGGAAAGCCUGGUUUAGACGACGUUAUGCAUGUGAUGCGCCACAGCCCCUAUUGCAUGGGAUUCUUUGAUGGUGAUGCAGAGGCAGUGUGCUCGAGCAGAGCCUCCACUGAUUCAAUCCAACGUUUUGACACCAGGUCGUAUCAGCAGAGGGCGGAGGCGUUGGAGGGGCUGCUAGAGUUCAGCGCGCAGCUGUUGCAGCAGGAGAGGUUUGAAGAACUGGGGAUACUUCUGAAACCUUUUGGACCAGGCAAGGUUUCACCCAGGGAGACGGCUAUCUGGCUGGCCAAGAGCUUCAAGGGAACCAUGAAGCUAGAUCAUUAACUUACUGGGAGCUAAUAGCUUUUCCUUUCACUGUAUAGUUCUUAUUAGGAAGCUCUCUCUCUCUCUCUCACACACACAUUUCGAAAGGACUACGCGAGGCAUCUAUGUUUCUUUGCCUGAACGCUGAUCCAACCACUAGUAUAUUAAUGGCCUAACUGUGACACGAAUGGAUACUUAUUAGCUUCAACUUAGUAAGCGAGACAACACGGGAAGAAGAGAGGUGUGAAUGCGGGAGGCCUGAAAAAUGUGGGGUAGAUUAAGAUCCUUAAUUUCUUUUCUGUCUUCAUGUUAA
Molecule: messenger RNA, 2684 nt
Organism: Nymphaea colorata (pocket water lily)
Lineage: Eukaryota; Viridiplantae; Streptophyta; Magnoliopsida; Nymphaeales; Nymphaeaceae
Product: serine/threonine-protein kinase Nek2-like
Exons: 15
Coding region: 278-2392 (704 amino acids)
Biological process (GO): protein phosphorylation
Molecular function (GO): ATP binding; protein kinase activity
Source: RefSeq, a predicted model, not a curated record